UGCUGUGUCGUCGUCGGCACUGCCUGGUAUAUUGAUCAUAAAUAUGGAUACAACUUUCAAAGAAGAAAAACCAUCGAAUCCAAGAGCUCAAGCUAAUAUUUUUGAAAUUAUUACUUUUAGUUGGAUCUUAAAACUCAUUAAAAAAGGAUUGGAAAAAGAAUUAGAUUUAAUCGAUUUGUACACAAUUUUGGAAAAUGAUUCAUCUGAAUUGUUGGGAAGCAAAUUAGAAAAGUUAUGGAAAAAGGAAUUGAUAAAUUCAAAAGAGAAAAACCAACUUCCGAGUUUUUUGAGAACACUAAAUAAAAUGUUUGGAGCAAAGUUUCUUUGUACAGGAAUUCUAAUAACAAUACUUGAAAUUUUUUGUAGCAUUGGUAUAUCGACUAUUAUUGGAAAACUAGUAGAACAUUUUGAAACUAAUAAAUCAGUUAAUCAAAGCCCAGAUGGAAUUUAUUUAGCAUUUGGCUUAAUAACAGUUUUAUUAAUGAAGUCAAUUUCUUAUAAUGUUUACGAUAUGAGAAUAUCUCAUACCGCAAUGAAAAUUCGUGUUGCGACUUGCAAUGUUAUUUACAAAAAGUCGCUACGACUCAAAUCUAAUUCUUACGAUAAGGCUUCGGCUGGUAAAAUAAUAAAUCUUAUGUCUAACGACGUAAAUCGAUUUGAUAUAUCACUUUUGUACGUGCCUUUUCUAUGGAUUGGUCCUAUAGAAACAAUCGUAGUGACAUAUUUUUUAUGGCAAGAAGUUGGCGUGUCAAUAGUAUUUGGUGUUGCAACUUUGCUAAUUUUUAUACCAUUACAAAUAUGGCUGGGAUCAAAAACGUCUGAAAUUCGAUUACAAACAGCCGAAAGGACGGACAAACGAGUACAUUUAAUGAAUGAAAUAAUUUCAGGUUUACAAGUGAUAAAAAUGUACACUUGGGAACCAUUUUUUAAUAACCUUAUUAAGUAUUCUAGAAAGAAAGAAAUGAACAAAAUUAUAGAAUCAGAUUACAUCAAAGGAAUUUUGUCAUCGUUUUUUCUAUUUAACACGAGAAUUGCAUUAUUUGUAAAUAUAUUAACAUACAUAUUAUUUGGAAAUAAUAUAACCACCUCAAAAGUUUUUGUAAUUAUGUCGUAUUAUAAUAUUUUACGAGGAACAUUGWUUGUAACCUUUCCACCAGGCGUUGGUCUAACUGCUGAAUUACUAGUGUCAAUAAAACGAAUUGAGGAUUUUCUUUUAUACGAAGAAACUGAUAAACAAGCAACAAACCAAAUAAAACCAACAACAGAUCUACCAACAGAUGUUUGUAGUAAAACAAUAAACGACAAUAUAGUGUCAAAUAACAUAAGUAAUGAGAACGAUAUUGCAGUAAAAUUAAGUAAUUUCAGCAUAGUCAUUUCGAAUGCUUCAGCCAAGUGGACAGAUGCUCAAAUUGACAAUACCUUAGAAAAUAUAAAUUUAACUGUAACGCCCGGUCGAUUGGUCGCAAUAAUUGGUCCAGUAGGAGCAGGAAAAAGUUCAUUGAUACAAGCAAUUUUACAAGAACUACCACUUAUAGAUGGGAGUAUUUCUGUGCGUGGUGUAGUAUCAUACGCAUCACAAGAACCAUGGUUAUUUUCAGGUUCUGUUAAACAAAAUAUUAUUUUUGGUUCACCAAUGGACAAUCAACGUUAUAAAAAAGUAAUAGACGUAUGUGCAUUGAAAACAGAUUUUGAGCAAUUUCGGUAUGGUGAUCAGACGGUUAUAGGAGAAAGAGGAUUGUCUCUCAGUGGUGGACAAAGAGCAAGAAUAAAUUUAGCUAGAGCCAUAUACAAACAAGCGGAUGUUUAUUUAUUGGAUGAUCCUCUAUCAGCGGUGGAUACUCGUGUUGGCAAGCAUUUGUUUGAAAAAUGUAUUAAAGAGUAUCUCAAAGAAAAGACUUGUAUACUAAUAACCCAUCAAAUACAACACUUGAUUGCUGUAGAUCAAAUUGUUUUAAUGGAAAACGCAAAAGUUACAAUGGAGGGUUCAUAUCAAGAACUUCAAAGCUCUGGUUUAGACUUUACGAAAUUGUUGGAAUCUUCAACGAAAACUGAAGUUUUAACUGACAAUGAGUAUAAAAGUGAAAAAUCCACUGUCGAUAGUUCUAAAAUACAUUCCACACAUACUGCACAAAAGUUGAUCGUCUCCAAUGGUGCGUCGUCUGUCAAAGAAACCGAGAUCAGUAAUGUACAUGUCCAACCGGUUAACACGGAAACGUGUUCUUCGGGGAAUGUCGGAUUUAAUAUCUAUUCAUCGUAUGUUUUCGCUGGUGGUCGUUUUUGCAAAGUAUUAAGUCUAUUUUCAGUGUGCAUUUUAACUCAAGUACUUGUAUCUGGCAGUGAUUACUGGAUAACAUAUUGGGUUGAUCUAGAAGAUCAUUAUUUUCGUGUUACUGAACUAACCAUAGCUACUGAUAACGUUACGUCUACAACAAUUCCUCCAAGUGACAAAUUAAUGUCAUGGAUUGUAUCGAGGGAAACUUGUGUCAUCGUAUUUGCAAUACUUACAAUCUUAAUUAUCAUAUUUGCCUUUGUCGAGUUGGCUCUGCUGGUAUCUAUAUGCACCUCAGCAUCUUCAAAUUUACAUAAUCAAAUGUUCAAUUCAAUUACAAGAGCAACAAUGAGCUUUUUGAAUAAAAAUCCAUCAGGUCGAAUUCUUAAUCGUUUUUCAAAAGACAUAGGAGUUAUCGAUGAAAUGUUGCCUCCAAUAUUCAUUGAUGUUGUACAAAUUGGAUUGAUGGUGUUAGGUAUACUAAUAGUGGUGGGAAUUGUCAAUGCCUAUUUAAUUCUACCAACAUUAGCUGUAGUAGUAAUUUUUUUCAAAAUGAGAAAAAUGUACAUGAAAACCACUCGUAAUGUUAAACGUCUAGAAGGAGUCGCACGAAGUCCUAUGUUUACCCAUGUCAAUUCCUCACUGCAAGGAUUGGCAACAAUAAGAGCAUUUGAAGUAGAACAAAUACUUUUCCAAGAGUUUUCGAGCCAUCAAGAUUUACAUUCUUCAGCUUGGUAUUUAUAUAUGAGUUUAAGUAGAGCAUUUGGGCUUUGGUUAGAUCUUGUUUGCAUUUUUUAUACAAGUCUUGUAAUGUUUUUCUUCAUAUUGAUUGUUAAUGAUACACAUGGAGGCAACGUUGGUCUAGCUAUCACACAAGCAAUCGGAUUAGCUGGCAUGUUUCAAUGGGUAGUAAGACUGUCUGCGGAAUUAGAAAAUCAAAUGACAUCUGUUGAAAGAGUUCUAGAAUAUACAAAUGUACCUCAAGAAUCAGCUUUUGAGUCAGCUCCAAACAAAAAACCACCCAAAGAAUGGCCAAAUAAAGGAAAAAUUAUAUUUAACAAAUUAUAUCUGCGUUAUGACCCAGAAACACCAUUUGUUUUGAAAAAUAUCACUGUUACAAUUGAGGCUACGGAAAAAAUAGGUAUUGUUGGAAGGACUGGUGCUGGUAAAUCAUCUUUGAUUGGAGCACUAUUUAGGUUAGCUCUAAACGAGGGUAGCAUCAUUAUUGAUGGUAUAGAAAUACAUGAAUUGGGAUUACAUGACUUGCGAUCUAAUGUGUCCAUCAUUCCUCAAGAACCAGUUUUGUUUUCAGGAACAAUGAGAAAAAACUUAGAUCCAUUCGAAGAAUACCCAGAUCAUGUUCUUUGGAAAGCUUUAGAUGAAGUGGAACUUAAGGAUGUUGUGGAAGAUUUAUCUGAUGGACUGAACUCAAAAAUAUCCGAAGGUGGAUCUAAUUUGAGUGUUGGUCAAAGACAAUUAGUAUGCUUGGCUAGAGCUAUUGUACGAAAUAAUAAAAUCCUUGUGUUAGAUGAAGCCACUGCCAAUGUGGAUCCACAAACUGAUAGUUUGAUACAAAAUACCAUCAGAAAUAAGUUUCAAACAUGUACAGUAUUAACGAUUGCUCAUCGUUUGAACACUGUUAUGGAUGCUGACAAGAUACUUGUAAUGGACGCUGGUACAAUAGUUGAAUUCAACCACCCAUAUACGUUGUUGAAAAACAAAAAUGGAUAUUUGUACAAAAUGGUAGAACAAACAGGCCCAAAUAACGCAAAAUUUUUGCAUAGUGUUGCAGCCGAGAGUUUUAAUAGACAGCAGUAUGCAGAUGUCAACAGAUUCUCAAAUUAAAAUAUAUCCCGGCGAAGAAACAAAUGAAGGUAGUACAAUCAUAAAUAUUCCUUGAAAUAUAUAUAUUUAUAUAUUAUAUAUAUUAUAUUGUAUUAUGAGGUUUCUUUAUUAUUUUGUAUUGUAGGUAUUUAAAAAUAGAAUUUUAAAAGUAUUUUUGAUUUAAUUAUAGUUGUUAGUUAAAAUUGAUGUUGAUUGUAAAUUAGUUGUUACUUGUUAGUGUUAUUAAAAAAAUUAAUAAUCUUUGGAUUACCUAAAACCUAUUGUUAUACUUAAAUAAAAAUUGAU
Molecule: messenger RNA, 4399 nt
Organism: Diuraphis noxia (Russian wheat aphid)
Lineage: Eukaryota; Metazoa; Arthropoda; Insecta; Hemiptera; Aphididae
Product: ATP-binding cassette sub-family C member 4
Biological process (GO): transmembrane transport
Cellular component (GO): membrane
Molecular function (GO): ATP binding; ABC-type transporter activity; ATP hydrolysis activity
Source: RefSeq, a predicted model, not a curated record